AUGGCUUCUCUACUGACAAGUCGGCAGGCCGAAGAGCUGCAUAGGUCCAUCAUAGCCUACCUGUCGGCCAACAACCUGUCGAGCGCCGCCGCUGCCCUCAGGGCCGAGUUGGGUAUCGGGGACGACGCAUUCGACGCGAACACGGCCAAGCGGUACGAGUCUCUGCUGGAGAAGAAAUGGACGAGCGUCGUCCGCCUGCAGAAAAAGGUCAUGGACUUGGAGUCCAAAAGUGCCGCCUUGCAGUCCGAGCUCGAGAACUUGACGCCGGCUUCCCUCACCAGGCGCGGCCAAGACCCGGCUUCCUGGCUCCCUCGAUCGACCCGGUACGCCUUGGAAUCACACCGCGAUACUAUUAACUGCAUCGCCUUCCACCCCAUCUUCACCUCCAUCGCUUCCGGCUCCGACGACUACACCAUCAAGAUCUGGGACUGGGAACUGGGCGAGCUGGAAAAGACGAUCAAGGGCCACACCAGGGCCGUGCUGGAUAUCGACUUUGGCGGCCCGAGGGGCGGCAUCCUGUUGGCCUCCUGCAGCUCCGACCUAACCAUCAAGCUAUGGGACCCGGCGAACGAGUACAACAACAUCAGGACGCUGCCCGGCCACGAUCAUAGCGUCAGCGCCGUCCGCUUCGUGCCUGCCGGAGACACCCCGGGCAAUUUACUCGUGAGCGCGAGUAGAGACAGAAACCUGAAGAUAUGGGAUGUGAACACGGGUUAUUGCUUGAGGACGCUGCAGGGCCACGCUGCUUGGGUGCGGGACGUCUACCCUUCGCACGACGGGCGCUUCCUCCUGUCGGCCGGAGACGACAUGACCGCCCGGCUGUGGGAUAUUUCCAGCUCCACGUCGGAACCGGAGUGUAAGUUGACGAUGGUAGGCCACGAGCACUUCAACGAGUGCUGCGUGAUCGCCCCCGCCGCCGCUUACCCGUAUCUCGCGACCCUGGCCGGGCUGAAGAAGCCUCCGCCCGCGAGCAGCCCUGCCGAGUUCAUGGCCACCGGCUCACGGGACAAGACUAUCCGAAUCUGGAACUCCCACGGGACCUGCAUCAAGUCGCUGACUGGCCACGACAACUGGGUGCGAGCGCUCGUCUUCCAUCCCGGCGGAAAAUACCUCCUCUCGGUGUCGGACGACAAGACGCUCCGAUGUUGGGAUCUUACCCAGGACGGCAAGUGCGUCAAGGUUCUCGCAGACGUCCACGAACGCUUUGUUACCUCCCUCAAGUGGGCGCCAGGCAUUGUUAAGGCGUAUGAGACCCAGAACGGCGACAGCAACGGAGGUGCGAAGGCCCAAGAGCCUGGCGCGGUGCCAUCCGAUAUUCAAAUUCGUUGUGUCGUCGCUACGGGAAGCGUCGACGGCAAAUUGCGAAUUUUUGCCAGUUGA
This is a messenger RNA of Durotheca rogersii, 1380 nucleotides long. Its product is annotated as nuclear distribution protein nudF. Gene Ontology annotation, molecular function: protein binding. The transcript is spliced from 3 exons. The record is from RefSeq and is a predicted model, not a curated record. The coding region runs from base 1 to 1380 and encodes 459 amino acids. NCBI's taxonomy places the organism in Eukaryota, Fungi, Ascomycota, Sordariomycetes, Xylariales, Xylariaceae.